AUUAUUUCAACGGAGCUUUACCGAAACACGGGCCUGGCACUUUUAACAGUAUUGGUGGCUACUGCUGUUGUGCUACCAAGCUUGAGGACAUGCUUUUUAGUCUUUUCCUGUGUUGGAUUUACGUUGGUUGGAAUAAUGGGAACAAUCCAUUUUUGGGGUCUGACAAUUGAUAUUGUGACUACCAUUUGUGUUGUGUUGGCCAUUGGAUUGUCUGUGGAUUACUCAUCCCACAUUGGACACACUUUCAUGAUAAGAUCUGGUACACGAAAGGAACGAGCUCUGACCACCCUACGUGACAUGGGGCCUGCAGUUUGGAAUGGUGGUUUUAGUACAUACAUAGCUGUUGGCCCUCUGGUGCUUUCCAAUUCUUAUCCGACAAUGACUUUCUUUAAGUCAUACUGCUGUGGGUAA
Pocillopora verrucosa is the source of this 411-nucleotide messenger RNA. The record is from RefSeq and is a predicted model, not a curated record. Lineage: Eukaryota; Metazoa; Cnidaria; Anthozoa; Scleractinia; Pocilloporidae.